AUGGGAGUCGUUGCAACAAACCAGAUAGUGCUCAUGUGGCUGCUACUCGUCAUAGAAUCCCAGAUUGUGAGCUUCCAGCCAACCAGAAAAGAUAGACAGUUGUCAAUUCUGGUGCGAAGAUCACAUACCUACAACUUGAUGAACAGGAGACUCGGUAACCCAGAGACUUCGUGUCUAGAUGACUUUAUCCUAGCAGUGGCAAUUGCCGGGAGCUGUGAGCGUCGAAUGGGAAAUUCGCGGGGUGCAGACCAUCACAUUGCCGCCGUGAAGAAGCUUCUUGACCUUCGUGGCGGACAUAAGGCUGUCCGGGAGAUCGCUUAUCCUACAGGGUUAAUGAUAGUUAACAUACUCGUUGAGAACGACAUCCGAUGCUUCUUUACCUGUCGGGCGGGUCUCAUGCUACAACUCUCCGACCUGGUGCAGAAACUGCUGAAAAUCCAGACCUGGAAUACCGACAUCAGAUCCCGCAGCAAUCACACUUCGUUGAAAGAGCUGCGUCACCACGAUAGAUCAGAUAUCAUGGCUGAGCGAGAUGUGCUCGUCACCAAUUACUCCAGCAGACGGUCAAGAGCCUUUGAUAAACGGUCGGCCUUGUUUCACUAUGUGGCCAUUCCGCCGGAAGAAUUGGAAGAAGACCAAUGUCGAUUUUACCUGGGCAUUCUUUUUGCCAUCAACACUACACUAUGGGCCUUUCGUGACAGCGAGAAUACCAGUAUCGCAUAUCUGCAAGGGUUGACGAACGCGGUCGAGCUGAGCGCACCCGCCAAUUUUGUCCUUCGAGCAGGCGGGUCUAAGCUUCCAUCCUUGUUGAUGCUCCUCAUGAUAGCUCAUCAUGCGGUUGCAAGAGAGGAACGGAAUUCGUCCACAAACACAGUGUUCGAAGUGGAAAAGGUCUUCGAGUUUGUCAACAUGAUCAUGAUGGCAAGUUCGGAGUCGAGGAGAUCAAUUCUGACUGCCAUGUCUUCCUGGCUGACUGCCGGAAUCAGCAGUUUGGAAGACCUCUGCUACCUCAGCCCAACAAGACUCCACCUCCUAGAAGAGGAAGUGGAGGAUCAAUGGUUGUCAGACCACAAGGUCCAACUUGGAGCCCGAUCAGAUGUCUGGCCAUAA
Molecule: messenger RNA, 1110 nt
Organism: Capronia epimyces CBS 606.96
Lineage: Eukaryota; Fungi; Ascomycota; Eurotiomycetes; Chaetothyriales; Herpotrichiellaceae
Exons: 1
Coding region: 1-1110 (369 amino acids)
Source: RefSeq, a predicted model, not a curated record